AUGGUCAAAAUAGACGAAUUUGCCGUUGAGCGGUGGAUGGACGAUUAUGAGAAUGAUGCCAGAUUCAAUCUUGCUGAGACCUGCUGCGCUUCAAUCUCGUUGACUGAUCUUCUUGAGCUCUCGGGGAACUCGGCGCAGGCAGAUAAGGUCUUGGAUUUCUCCAAGAAGCAGGUCUACGGUGCAAUUCGAGGAUCUGUAGCUUUACGCACCAACAUCGCUCGUCUAUACGUCGAUGAACUGUCUACCCCAGUACCGGGAGACCAGGUUCUUGUUACUAACGGAGCAAUCCAGGCGAACUUCCUGGCUCUCUAUACAAAUGUUGGCCCUGGAGACCACGUUAUCUGUCAUUACCCUACUUACCAACAACUCUACUCUGUGCCCAAGUCCCUCGGAGCCGAAGUAAGCCUGUGGAAGUCCAGAGAAACCGAAGGAUGGCGACUCGAUCUUGAUGAAUUAAAGUCUUUAAUUCGCCCCAACACCAAGUACAUAGUUAUCAACAAUCCUCAAAACCCGACUGGCGCUGUUUUGUCUCACGAAAACCUGAAAGGAAUUGUGGAUAUCGCACGAGAGCAUGGGAUCAUCCUUCACAGCGAUGAGGUGUAUCGACCUCUAUUUCAUUCGCUGGCCGCAAACACUAAGAACCCGCCAUCUGUACUCUCAUUUGGAUACGAAAAGACCGUUGUCACAGGCUCCAUGUCCAAGGCGUUCAGUCUGGCUGGCAUCCGACUUGGUUGGAUCGUUUCCUUGAGUUCCGCAAUUAUCGAAGCAUGUGCAUCCGCAAGAGAUUAUACCGUGAUAUCAGUGAGCCAAGUUGAUGAUCAGAUUGCCACCUUUGCCCUUGACAGCCCGACGGUGGAUAAUCUUCUGACCCGCAAUAUCACAUUGGCUCAACGAAACCUGGCAGCUUUGGACGAAUUUGUGACGGAUUUCAAAUAUGCCUGUCAAUGGACCCGCCCUCAAGCGGGCACGACCGCUUUUAUUAGAUUCAGUGACAAGAGCGGAAGUCCCGUUGAUGAUGUGGAGUUCUGCAAGCAAUUGCAACAAAAUACCGGGGUGAUGUUCGUGCCGGGGAGCCAAUGCUUUGGAGGCGGAGUUGAUUUCAAGGGCUUUGUUCGGGUGGGUUAUGUCAAUGAACAUCAAACCAUCAUUGAUGGUCUCGAAGCUCUACGAGUAUUCAUGGGUGAUGGAUAUUCCAAGUUACCACUAGCAUAA
Molecule: messenger RNA, 1212 nt
Organism: Penicillium macrosclerotiorum
Lineage: Eukaryota; Fungi; Ascomycota; Eurotiomycetes; Eurotiales; Aspergillaceae
Product: putative aminotransferase
Exons: 3
Coding region: 1-1212 (403 amino acids)
Biological process (GO): biosynthetic process
Molecular function (GO): pyridoxal phosphate binding; catalytic activity
Source: RefSeq, a predicted model, not a curated record